CCAGAUGCAGCGAAACGAGCCACAACUGCCGACACACUUUGGAACCCGAAACUAGAACGACGAGAACGAAGGAACGCCACUUCCUCUCGCCUCCUUUUCCGAAACAACACACGGCGAGGGCGGUUCCCCUCUUUAGAUCUCGCAAGUACCUGCUGCCAGUCCACCAGGAUGGAAGACUGUGGUCCGAGUCUACCAUCAGAUGCCCAGAAAACCUCAUCCGAGGCCGUCUGCCCUUGUCAAGAACCCUUCUGCUUUCCAGCUGCAUUCUCGCGACAUUGCUGUCGAAUACUGAUUUGUCCCCAACCUUCGCAUCAGAUGGUGUAGGAGUUUGAGCCAGAGGAAUGGGGGCGGUUGGCGCGGAGGAGCUGGUGCGGUGGGAGAAGAUGGAGGAGGCAGCGGAGGCGGCAUCGGCACCAGCCGGCGGGGGUGGGAAGGUGGAGAAGAUAUUUGUUUCGGUGCGUUUGAGGCCUUUGAGCGAGAAGGAGGUGGCAGCAAACGAUUCCUGUGAUUGGGAGUGCAUCAAUGACACCACCAUCAUUUUCAGGAACAGUCUUCCAGAGCGAUCCAUGAUUCCUACUGCCUAUACGUUUGACAGGGUAUUUCGAAGUGAUUGCACCACAAAGCAAGUAUAUGAGGAAGGGGCUAAGGAAAUUGCUCUUUCUGUAGUUAGUGGUAUUAACUCUACCAUUUUUGCUUAUGGGCAAACAAGCAGUGGUAAAACAUACACAAUGACUGGUAUAACUGAGUAUACUGCAGCAGAUAUAUAUGAAUACAUUCAUAAGCAUGAAGAGAGAGCAUUUGUGCUGAAGUUCUCAGCAAUUGAGAUAUACAAUGAAGCCGUAAAAGAUCUGCUCAGCACGGAUUCGGGUCAUCUUAGGCUUUUAGAUGAUCCAGAGAAAGGAACGGUGAUUGAGAAACUUACGGAGGAAACAUUAAGGGAUUGGAACCACCUUAAGGCACUCAUUUCUGUGUGUGAAGCUCAGAGAAAGAUAGGGGAGACUUCUCUAAAUGAAACAAGCUCGAGAUCUCAUCAAAUACUUCGAUUGACUAUUGAGAGUUCUGCUCAGGAAUUUCUGGGAAAGGACAACUCAAGCACACUUGUGGCUAGUGUGAAUUUUGUUGAUCUGGCAGGGAGUGAACGUGCAUCUCAAGCAUUAUCAGCUGGUGCUAGGCUGAAAGAGGGAUGCCACAUAAAUCGAAGCUUACUAACCCUUGGAACUGUUAUUCGCAAGCUGAGCAAGGGAAGAAAUGGGCAUGUACCAUAUCGGGAUUCAAAGCUCACGCGAAUAUUGCAGCCAUCCUUAGGGGGUAACGCAAGAACUGCCAUUAUUUGCACAAUGAGUCCUGCAAUAAGCCAUAUCGAGCAAUCUAAAAAUACACUUCUUUUUGCAAGCUGUGCAAAAGAAGUAGUUACUAGUGCACAGGUCAAUGUAGUUAUGUCUGAUAAGGCAUUGGUUAAGCAUUUGCAAAAGGAACUUGCCAGAUUGGAGAGCGAAUUGAGAUAUCCAGGAAUAUCUCCAAGCGUUGAAGCAUUGUUGAGGGAGAAGGAUGCUCAAAUUAAAAAGAUGGAGAAUGAGAUACAGGAGUUGAUCCAGCAGCGUGAUGUAGCUCAGUUACGAGUGGAUGGUUUGCUGCAAGUUGUUGGCAAGGAUCAUUCUUCAAGACAAUGGGAGUCAAGCCAAACCUCAUCACUUAAUGUACCUUAUGCAUGUGAGGAUUUGCUUUCAAUGACCGAGCGUUCAGAUAUUGCUGAUUGUAGUCUUGAUUCUUCUUCCACAAAAUUUUUAACGUCAAGAAGUCAACACUACCUGCAAACACAAAAACCAGGCACUCCAUCACCAAGGCACUCAAUAACAAAAUUUGAGUUCAUUGGGUUAAGUGGAAAUCAAGGUGAAGAAGAGAUUGAUAAAAGCCUCGAUGGAGAUUUUGAGGAAAUCUGCAAGGAAGUUCGCUGUAUUGAGAUGAAUGAGGCAUGUAGAAGUGAAGAUUCAAAUUCCUUGCUAACUGAAGGAAGCAAUAGUCUCGAACAGCCUGCCACAAUUUCCUCUGAACGAAUACACGGACAUCAUAUACCUGAAAGACAGAUGGAUUUGGGAUCACUUGGUGCUGAUCCUGUCACAUUGGAGCAACAUCUUCAGAACGUUAGGAAGACACUAGUCAAUUUUGUUAAGGCUUAUCCAGAUGCUUCAUCUCCAUGGUCCUCAUGGCAAGAUCCAAGUUUUAGAGCCUUGCCAUUCAGUAGAAGUAGAAGCUGUAGGUCAAUUUUGGUGAGCUCUUCGCCUUGGCUCCAAGAAGAUAGUACGCCACCUAAUCUAUCUCUACGAGAGUUCCCAGGAAGGCCUGAAGGAUUUCAAAAGAAACUAUUUGCCUUAAAUCAUGGUUCUGAGAUCAGAAAACUUUCAGUGAGAGGAUCUCAAAAUUCUGAAGAUGACACCUCCUUUAGUGGAGAGAAACAAUUGAAUCCAGAUGUUGAUCCUGAAAUUGAAACAACUAGAUUGGAUGAUUACAGAGAGCCGAAUAAGAUGACUCAAGUCCAUCGUAAGAAACAGUUGAUCAUUGAUCAGGAGACUGAAUCGAAUGUGGUUGAAGACUUUGGAGCUGAGAGUACUGUCAAGGAUGUUGGUCUGGAAUCAACAAUGGAUUCUCUGCAGUCUCCUUCCAGAUGGCCUCAGGAAUUUGAGAAGAAGCAACAAGAGAUUAUUGAGCUUUGGCAUGACUGUAAUGUUUCACUAGUCCAUAGGACUUACUUUUACAUGCUUUUCAAAGGUGAUCCAACAGACUCUAUUUACAUGGAAGUGGAACUUAGGAGGCUAUCCUUUUUAAGGAGCAAUUUAUUUCAGGGAUACAUGCACAAAGCUGCAGCAGUUGAUCAGAGAACAACUUCCUCACAAAGUUUGAAACUGCUUCGGCGUGAAAGAGACAUGCUUUGCAGGCAGAUGCAGAAGAGUUUGUCUGCGGCAGAAAGAGAGAGUCUCUAUAUCAAGUGGGGAAUUGCAUUAGACUCGAAACAGAGAAGACUGCAGCUUGUUCGGCACCUUUGGUCCAAGACCAAGGAUCUAGAACAUGUAAGAGAGAGUGCAUCUGUUAUCUCAAGAGUGAUUGGACUUGCAGAACAAGGGCAGGCUCUCAAGGAGAUGUUUGGGCUUACCUUCUCACCUCAAGAAUCGAACCGAAGAACCUACAGCUGGAAACAUGGAUUGUCAUCUCGUAAGUAAAUCAAACACACACCGUGUGCAUCAUCUGCGGCUUGGAGUCAACUACCGUAGUUCUUGUUUCUUCAGGACGACAUGAUUCUUUUGCUCAGAUUGAAUAUAGGAGGAUUGUAAAAUAGUUGCCGUUAACCAUGUAAUACGAUCUUUAUAAUGUAUGGUUAGUGCUCUGUACUGCUGCUCGUUCAUUCAUUAACAGCAGCAACUUCAUGAUGGUGCCCAAAGAACGAUGAAGAGGGUUUACAUCUUUUAGUCUCUUGAAAUCCUUAAGCUUUCUGGUUUCAGUGGGAAUCAAAAUGUAGUCAGACGUGUAAUCAGUUUACAGAACUGUGUUUUAGAGAGUAUAUAUGCUCGGCCUUUGGACAACAAGCUGUGAAGGUAUUCAUGUAUGAAAUUAAUGCUUUUGGCUAAG
Molecule: messenger RNA, 3621 nt
Organism: Musa acuminata AAA Group (dessert banana)
Lineage: Eukaryota; Viridiplantae; Streptophyta; Magnoliopsida; Zingiberales; Musaceae
Product: kinesin-like protein KIN-7F
Exons: 15
Coding region: 342-3215 (957 amino acids)
Biological process (GO): microtubule-based movement
Molecular function (GO): microtubule motor activity; ATP binding; microtubule binding
Source: RefSeq, a predicted model, not a curated record